Molecule: messenger RNA, 3026 nt
Organism: Amphimedon queenslandica
Lineage: Eukaryota; Metazoa; Porifera; Demospongiae; Haplosclerida; Niphatidae
Product: rho-associated protein kinase 2-like
Exons: 26
Coding region: 39-2951 (970 amino acids)
Biological process (GO): protein phosphorylation
Molecular function (GO): protein serine/threonine kinase activity; ATP binding
Source: RefSeq, a predicted model, not a curated record
CGCAGAAUCCAGUCUCGACUGAAGGAGCAUAGCUACUAAUGGCAGGGAGAGAAGUCACUGUAGUAAAGGAAGGCUGGCUGCAAAAGAGAGGAGAAUACAUUAAGAACUGGCGACCAAGAUGGUUCAUUCUGUAUUCUGAUGGCAGCUUUAGAGGAUUCAAAAACAAACCAGAAGAUAAAUUUAAAAGUGACCAAGAUCCACUCAACAACUUUAGGAUAGACGCUGAUGCUCAUGUUAUAAUAGCAACAGACAAAAGUAAAAAGUUUGGAUUUAUAGUGAGGUGUCUACAAAUAACUACACUCAUUGAAAGGAACCUUGCCACUGACACUGAGACUGAGCGAGUCGAGUGGAUAUCUGCUAUUAAGAAAGUAAUUAGUUAUCUCAAGAAAGCACAAGUUGAAGAGUUUGACCAUCUGUCACCAAAAACAGCUGAAGCCUUAGCCUUUGCUUCAAAAACUCACCAAAAACCCUCACUUAAAACAAUGGAGGACUUUGAAAUGUUGAAGGUACUAGGUAAAGGUACUUUUGGUAAAGUUGUUCUCUGUAGAGAGAAAUCAACUGAUGAAAUAUUUGCUAUGAAGAUACUUAAGAAAGAUGUGAUUGUUGCCAAGGAUGAAAUAACGCAUACUUUAACUGAGAACAGAGUAUUACAAUCAACCAAACAUCCUUUCCUCACUCAACUCAAGUAUUCAUUCCAGACAGCAGACAGGCUUUGCUUUGUAAUGGAGUAUGUUAAUGGUGGAGAACUCUUCUUUCAUUUAUCAGUUGAGAAGAUGCUCACUGAGGAAAGAACUCGUUUCUAUGGAGCAGAGAUAACGCUGGCCAUUGGUUACUUGCACAGUCUUGGUGUUGUUUAUAGAGACCUGAAGUUGGAGAAUUUGCUGUUGGAUAGAGAUGGUCAUAUCAAAUUGACGGAUUUUGGAUUAUGCAAAGAAGAGAUAUCUUAUGGAGCAACAACUAGAACUUUCUGUGGAACACCGGAAUAUCUUGCUCCAGAGGUAUUAGAAGAUAAUGAUUAUGGACGUGCAGUGGAUUGGUGGGGAUUAGGUGUUGUAAUGUAUGAAAUGAUGUGUGGGCGUCUACCAUUUUAUUCACGUGAUCAUGAAGUACUGUUUGAACUUAUUUUAGUCGAAGAAGUAAAGUUCCCGUCCCGACUAUCAACUCUUGCUAAGGACCUAUUGGAUCGUUUGUUAACUAAAGCUCCGGAGAGAAGGCUGGGGGGCGGUCCUGAUGGAGUUGAAGAAGUGAAGGCUCAUCCUUUCUUUUCCGUCAUCAAUUGGGAUGACCUCUACAACAAAAAAAUAACUCCAUCAUUUGUCCCAAAUAUCAAAAGUGAGAUUGAUACUAAAUACUUUGCUCCUGAAUUCACUGGAGAAGAACCAAAACUAACACCACCCGAUGCUGAUGAUCCAGAUGCUGGUGUUGGGAAUUUACACUUUCAGGACUUUAGCUUUGUCCCUGAGAGAGAGGAGAGGGUAAUGGCAGAGAAAGGUGCCCCUCCCAAAGAGAGUGGCGAUAGACUUAUAGUGAAAGAGGGGUGGCUCCAGAAGAGAGGAGAAUACAUUAAGAACUGGCGGCCCCGCUGGUUUAUACUCUAUUCUGAUGGGAGCUUUGUUGGUUUCAAGGCUAAGCCAGCGGCUGCUGAUCUAGCACUGCAGGAUCCACUAAACAACUUUAGAAUAAAUGCUAACGUGCAGCAACUCAAACAGGACAAGAUUAAGAAGAAUGCUUUCAGUGUGAGGUGCCUUCAAUUUACAACUUUUGUAGAGAGGAAUCUCUGUACAGAAACUGAAGCAGAAAGGACAGAAUGGAUGAGUGCCAUUGACCAGGUGGUAAAGACUUUGAAGGACGCUCAGAGGAAGGAAGACUCCCGUGUACAAAAUACUGAAGAUGCAAAUACAUCACCUAAAUCACCUUCUGAAUCAGUAAAAGCAACUCAAAAGACAAUGGAGGACUUUGAAAUGUUGAAGGUACUCGGAAAAGGUACUUUUGGUAAAGUUGUUCUCUGUAGAGAGAAAUCAACUGAUGAAAUAUUUGCUAUGAAGAUACUUAAGAAAGAUGUGAUUGUUGCCAAGGAUGAAAUAACGCAUACUUUAACUGAGAACAGAGUAUUACAAUCAACCAAACAUCCUUUCCUCACUCAACUCAAGUAUUCAUUCCAGACAGCAGACAGGCUUUGCUUUGUAAUGGAGUAUGUUAAUGGUGGAGAACUCUUCUUUCAUUUAUCGCGUGAGAGGGUUUUCACUGAGGAUAGAACUCGGUUCUAUGGCUCUGAGAUAACGCUGGCCAUAGAGUACCUACACAGUUUAGGUGUGGUGUACAGAGACCUGAAGUUGGAGAAUUUGCUGUUGGAUAGAGAUGGUCAUAUCAAAUUGACAGAUUUUGGAUUAUGCAAAGAAGAGAUAUCUUAUGGAGCAACAACUAGAACUUUCUGUGGAACACCGGAAUAUCUUGCUCCAGAGGUAUUAGAAGAUAAUGAUUAUGGACGUGCAGUGGAUUGGUGGGGAUUAGGUGUUGUAAUGUAUGAAAUGAUGUGUGGGCGUCUACCAUUUUAUUCACGUGAUCAUGAAGUACUGUUUGAACUUAUUUUAGUCGAAGAGGUUAAAUUUCCUGCUAGACUCUCCCACUUAGCCAAGAGUCUGUUGGGUGGAUUACUCACUAAACUACCUGAGAAAAGAUUAGGAGGUGGUCCUGACGGAGCUGAGAGCAUCAAGAAGCAUCCAUUCUUUGGUAGCAUCAACUGGGAUGACCUUUUCCAGAGAAAGGUGUCAGUUCCUUUCAAGCCGACAAUCACUAACGAAGUAGACACUCAGUAUUUCGAUGAAGACUUUACUAAGGAAGAACCAAAACUCACUCCACCUGAUGCUGAUGACCCUCAAGCAGGUGUUGGUGAAAACGUUCAUUUUCAGGAUUUUACUUUUGCGCCAGAAAGUGGUUCAAAUUUCAAAUAAUUCGAUUGGACGGAUUAUUAAUAAAUUUAUUAAUAUUAUUGAUAUUAAUUGUCCUUUCAUACAUAAUAAACAAUA